Molecule: messenger RNA, 1389 nt
Organism: Sorghum bicolor (sorghum)
Lineage: Eukaryota; Viridiplantae; Streptophyta; Magnoliopsida; Poales; Poaceae
Exons: 2
Coding region: 84-815 (243 amino acids)
Source: RefSeq, a predicted model, not a curated record
UCCAAACAGAUUAGCAAACGGGAAACGGCCCAUUUCCGCUAACCCGAUUCGUCAAAAUCCAACCGAGGGGUUUCCCUAGCUCCAUGGCUGCCGCCGCCGCCACCAUCGUGCAUCCUUCGUGUCCUUGCCGCCGCCACCACCAUCGUGCAUCCUUCGUGUCGGCCGCCACCGUGCAUCCAUCACGCCCUCUUGCCGCCGCCAGCCCGGUGCAUCUGCAACUGCAACGUGGCAUGGCUGGCGCGGCGCGCGCAGCCUGGCACCUGCCUCUGCCGUCGGCGCCAUCACCUGCUGCCUGUUGGUUCAUCACGAGCUUGUGGCUUCUCUACUGGGGCCUAGCCGCCAUCGAAAUCGAGAUGCUCGCCUGCGGCAAGGGCUGCCCCGUGGUCGCCAAGACGUGUGAGCCUGCAAGGUCGUCGCUGUCGCCGGGGUGUCAUUUUGCGCUCGUCCUCUCCUUUGGUGUGCAGCACUGCAGCGUGCUACCAGGCCAUCCGCUACCGACAUCGAGACAACCAAGGUUCGAAGGGGUUAAUAGUGCUUUCUGGAUCCCAAUUUUGCUCGCGCGCUGCUGUGAAUUUGGUAGGUGUAAUAUGAAGUUCUGCACCUACAUACGGCAAUCCCUGUUGAUUUGUUUCUGCACCUGCAGGGUGCUUGUUUCGAAGAGCUUCGCCGCAAUGCGCGAAUCGUUGCAAUUCAUCCUGCUCCUGGCCGUUGGUGCUCUUCUCAAGGGACUUGCCUUUGUGUGUGUGUGUGUGUGUGUGUGUGUGAACAGGGUUCAGUUAUCUUUGACGUGGGAGCAUUGGGGAUGGACAUGUUGAGGUAUGCAUCGUCUGACCUGGGGCUCUGAUACGGCGUGGGCGAUGAGGUGAGCGCAGAGGGGAUUGGAGGAAGAGAUGAGACUGAGAAUUGGAACGCAGAGGGUAGCGAGGAAUCCCGGCGGUAGGAACUUCUUCGAUGGCGGCGGCUGAAUCGCCUGACGCCACCGUCGAAGGGUAAAACCCCACCCCGAUAAUCGCCUGACGCCACCGUCGAAGGGUAAAACCCCACCCCGGAGGUUUAUUCCUUCUUCAAUACCUAUUACAAUCUACUAAGGUGCCUCUUUAUAGACAGGUGCACUUCCAUAACUAAACCAAUCUACUAAUUUCCUCCCUGUCCUUCCUUUUCUAAACAACCAGCAACUAGGCCUAUUGGCCACGACCUGGGCUGGGGCCCUGUUUGGGCCGACGCCUAUAUUGGCGACCCACAAACGAGUCCACAACAGGCUCCCAGUGUUACAAGCUGGAAAAUCUUGUGUAACCGUUCAAAUUUUUAGUCUGCAUUUGCAGUGUGUUGAGAGAAAUGUCAAGCAGGCAACUUAUAUAGUUGCUGUCGGUUUAUCAGUGUUGGAACUUA